AUUUACGACUCACUCCCAUCCUAGAACUAGAGUCAAACAAGCAAUCGCAACGUGUGUUUUCUUCUCUCUUUCUCUUUUUCAACAAAAACCAAAAUUAAAACCAUAAAACCAAACUUGUCGCACGCAUUAACUCUUUCGUGAAUUCCCAGAUUAGGUGUUUGUGAAAAGGGUUGAACGAAAAUUGGGAACUGUAUCAAAAUUCAGAAUUCAGAAAUGGGAUCUGAAGGGCCAAAGGCUGUUACAAUUCAUGUAACUGGGUUUAAGAAGUUUCAAGGAGUGCCAGUAAACCCUACAGAAGCUAUUGUUAGUAAUCUGAAGGGUUAUAUUGAAAAGAAAGGUUUACCGGAUGGUGUUACUCUUGGAAGUUGCACUGUUCUUGAGGUGGCUGGUGAGGGUGCACUUCCUCAACUGUAUCAGACUUUGGAGUCUGGUGUGUCUAAAACAGAUACUAAGAGCAACGCUAAUGUUGUUUGGCUUCACUUGGGGGCGAAUAGUGGAGCGACAAUGUUUGCCAUUGAGCGUCUGGCAGCGAAUGAAGCCACUUUCCGCUGUCCAGAUGAAUUAGGAUGGCAACCACAGCAAGUCCCGAUAGUCCUUGAAGAUGGCGGGAUUUCUCGAAAAAGAGAGACUUCUCUACCCGUUGAUGCAAUCUAUAAAUUCUUGAAGAAGGGACAGAAUUAUGAUGUAAUGAAAUCAGAUGAUGCCGGACGAUUUGUUUGCAAUUAUGUGUAUUACCACUCUCUCCGGUUUGCUGAACAGAAGGGUAACAAGUCUCUAUUUGUCCAUGUUCCCUUAUUUUCGAGAAUCGAUGAAGAAACUCAGAUGAGAUUUACAGCCUCUCUUUUGGAGGCCAUUGCUUCUGCAUGUUAAUAAUGCAAUUGAUUGAAUUGUUUGCAAGGACUGCCAUGUCCACUUUGUCACCUUGGUUGUGCGUGUAAAUUAUUUGUCUCCAUAGAAAUGCAAUUGUAUAACAAUUAUUGAGUGAAUAACAAAGUUGUUCUUUGUUUUUUUUUGGUUUGGCACGUCGUUGAUCGAUGUACAAUCUGGGGAUUCCUGCUCAUGGACCCUGCAUAGAUAUAAAUAUGCUGUUGGUGAUUGUUGAAAA
This is a messenger RNA of Vicia villosa (hairy vetch), 1105 nucleotides long. RefSeq lists its product as uncharacterized. Gene Ontology annotation, biological process: proteolysis. Gene Ontology annotation, cellular component: cytosol. The record is from RefSeq and is a predicted model, not a curated record. Gene Ontology annotation, molecular function: pyroglutamyl-peptidase activity. NCBI's taxonomy places the organism in Eukaryota, Viridiplantae, Streptophyta, Magnoliopsida, Fabales, Fabaceae. Bases 214 to 870 code for a protein of 218 amino acids. The transcript is spliced from 5 exons.